GAGUAGCAGGAGGAGGAGGCCUCCUGCAGGGAACUAAGGCCAAACACAUACAGUGGCCUGCACUGGCAUUUAAGCCUGUGGUGGGGAAGAACCUGUUGUCAUCAGUUACUGCAGUAGAAUUCUUGCUGGACCGACAACUGGACUUUCUCUCUGAUCAUACAUCUUGUCAACAAUACCAGGAUGAGGUGGACAGUCAAAACCCAGUGUUAAGAGACAACCCUCAGCUCCUCGAAGAAGUGAAGGGCUGGCUGAAAGACCAGAAAGUGCAGGAGAUUUUUAUGCAAGGACCCUACUCUCUAAAUGGCUACCGAGUGCGUGUGUACAGACAAGACUCAGCCACCCAGUGGUUCACUGGAAUCAUUACACACCACGACCUCUUCAGUAGAAACAUGGUUGUUAUGAAUGAUCAGGUACUAGAACCUCAGAAUGUGGAUCCAUCCAUGAUCCAAAUGACCUUUCUUGAUGACGUUGUCCACUCACUGCUGAAAGGAGAAAACAUUGGCAUCACAUCCAGACGAAGGUCACGAUCCAGCCAGAACAACAACUCUUCCCAUAGUCAUUACACACGAGCCCAGGCCAACAGCCCCCGCCCUGUGAUGACAUCAUCAGGACCAAAUCCCAAGAGCUCCCAGGGGGCACUGGUCCCACAGCAGCAGAGUCAGCUGCAGCAGAUCCAGCUGCCGGUCAGCCAGUCCCACCACUCGCCCAGUGGGACCGGGCGAGAGCUGAGAGAGCAACGUAACUCCCGCUCUUCCAGGAGGAAAGGAUCAGACAGCAGUGUUCCAGAAGAGGACAAGGACAGAAGAGACGAGACCACGGGCCGAGAAUCAAAGACCAAGGUGAAGCUGGCAGUGAACAAACGCAGAAAAGGGGAAGAAGAGGAGAAAAAAGCAGGUCUAAAGCGGCUAAAGCCCGACAUGACGUCCGACCUGUCAGAGAGUAGUGACUCAGAAAACCCACACAAGAGGACCACCCCCUCCUCAUGUUCCUCCUCCUCUUCAUCAUCCUCUUCCUCCUCCUCGUUCUCCUCCUCCUCAUCCGAGCCCAACUCUGAGAAUGAGCUGAAGAGUCGCAGCAGUGAUGUGACACAGAGCUCUAUUAGUAGAAUGGAGGAAGAUGAGAAGCAAGUGAUGAAGGAGUCUAGGGUGAAUGAUUCCUCAUCACUCAUUGGUUGUGUAUCCCCGUGGGCGGAGCUUCAGGCAGCAGAUGAUAUUAAGAAGAGUACAAUAAAGGAGUCAGGUAAAAUUCUAACAAAAGAAGAGGGAGACUUGGUGACAAACUCUCAGGUCAGCUGGUCUCCAAUACAACAAACUCUGUUACCUGACAUUACCCAGAGUGGACCUGCAGAACCCCACAAGAACCCAGUAAAAGCAUCUGCUCGACUCCAGACACAUUCGCUGUCUCAGCUCCACAGCAGCAGCAUCAUCGACAUCACAGACGACGCCCAGGCCACCGUGCACCGGGAAAGCUCAGAGGCUGUGUCGGCGCUGCUCGCCUCCCAGAACGCAGAGUCCACUGCUUUCUCACCCUACCUCCCUCUCAACCCGUCCCCUGUCUCCUCACCUCCCAUUCCUCCAUCGCCCUCUCCGUCAGAGGGGUGUCGCAGGGUGGAGCUGGAGCCUCUUGUGAAGCAGCCCAGCAGCACAGGAAGUGGCAUUACAUCACCCAAGAGUUCAAGCAGCAAGACCGAGUUUGCUCCCUCAGAGGUCAUCAGGCCUGUCACAUCUAUAGCUGAAACUGUGCCAGGGAUGGAAGAGAAACCUGUCUUACCUCAUCACCUUCAUCGUCAGCAGCAACACAAACAACUGCAGCCGUUCACGUCUUUCCACCACGGAGAACACCCAUCUGUAUCAGAGGAGAUGAGAAAACCUCCACAGCAGCAACCACCCCCCCACAAACUGAACACAGCCCACCCUCCUGAAAUAACCAAACCCAAAAUGAGCCCGAGCCACAACUCAGUUCAGCAUGACUCCUCAAAACAAAAUUCCCUGCCCCCCAGUGACUCUCCCAUCCACCCCUACUCCACCACAAACCCAGCUGACCAUCAUAAAACUAAACCCCACCGUGGCCUGCUGGACAUGUCUAAACCUAAACCAAACACUUCUCCUGAGGUGUCUAAACAUAAAAUACUGCGGUACUCUGAUGCAUCCCCACCUCCACCUGCUCGUGUUCCCACUAAAAUAGACUCGGCAGAACCCCCACGGUCUGAUUUCAAGCCUAUGCCAAUGCGGUCAGAGGUGUGUGGAGUCAGCAGCAGCACUAAGAGUCCGCUGAUCAUUGAUAAGAAUGAGAGUUUUACUGUUUACAGGGACCCAGCACUAGUUCGCUCUGAUGCCGAGAACACAUCCUCUUCAGCCAGCUCUUCUAACCAUGUUACAGCCUAUUUACCCCCACACCUACACCCCCUUCACCCCCCCUCCCCUCACUCCCCGUGCCUCACACCUGCAUCACACCCCCACACUGCCUCUCAUCUCCUCGCCCCUCCUCACUCCUCAGCCCUGCCCCACCCUCACCUUUUACCCCCUGGAAUGCUCCCAGCAAUCCCACCUUCUGCAGCCUCUCUCUUUGGAGGACAUCCUCGUCUGGACCCCCCCACGGCUUUAGGUCACCUUGCCCUUCCUCACCCAGCAGCUACACACCAGCAGCAGUUCCUACAGGGUCCCUCCAGUGCAGCAGGGCUUGGACUGUACCCCAUCAUUUGGCAGUACCAUAACGGAACACCGACCUCCUACCCUCCUGGGCUCAGCCUGCAACCCACUUCUAAGUGGAUCCAUUCUGAAAAUCCAGUCACUGUGAACUCUGAUGGUCCUCUCAGAAGGAACACAGCCAGUCCAUGGCUGCACCAGUCAGCAGUCAAUGCUGGUGAUGGUCUGGGUUUGUUGAACCACAUUCCAGUCCGACCAGCCAGUGCUGACACUCACCGCUCCCCUGUUAAGAUGAACAUGAACACAAGCCCUCCAAUGUCCAAGACCACCAUAGAUGUCAAGAAAGAAACCUUGACACUGGCCCAGCUCGGACAGGAUCAGAUGGACCGGAGCCGCACCCCAACAGGAAAAGAUGCCCACCUUCACCGCAUGUACCUUGAUCCACACAGCAAAUCCCGCCUGACUAACACACAGGAAGCACUUCAGAUAGCAGAUCGAGCCAAUAAAUACAAAGAAGAUAACCAUCAGAUCCUGAAAGAGAGCAUUGAAGUUGCACCUUUUACAGCUAAAAUCCAGCGUUCAGCUGAUCCCAUCAUGAACAGAGAGAGGCGCAAAGAUCAAGCAUUCCCUGUCCGGGUGCCACCUCUUGCUUCUCCAAGUCCACAGACUAGCCACACUCAUCCUCAUGUCAUACAGGCAGAAAAAAGUGGCUAUUUCACCACACUUUCCAACAGCAUCGUGAAUGAGCCGCCAAGACUGUACCCAUCCAAGGAGGGAUACAAUCUCAUUGGCUCAGUUGGAACCCCGGGGAUUGGGAGUAGUGCUGGGGCUCAGUCAUUGGUGAAUUACGCCUCCAAAGCUUCCCUUUCCAAACCCCCGCCACUCAUUAAGCACCAACCAGAGGGUGGAGAAGGUUUAGCAGUCAAAAUCACUGAGCAGCUCAACCAGCAGGUUACAUAUGUCCAACCUCAACAUCACACAAGUAUGGACAGAAAAGAACGCCACAAUCCUACCGUUUCCCCUCCUUCCGCCACAUCUACCUCCCUAUCUUCACUCUCCAACCACCAUCAUUACCCUCAACAACAACAACAACAACAGCAGCAGCAACACCAACUUAGGGCAAUGCCAUCUCUCUACCGAGCACCUGUUUACCAUCCGCCCACACAGCUUGCACCGGAUCGCAAAGAGCCUCGAGAAAGGGACAAACCUGCUUAUGGAGGACGGCUGUCACCACCAACCCUCACACCCAUCCAGCCAGUCACUUUAACAACAUCUGGCACCAAAGCAUCAGUUGAGCAGCAGAAGCCACCAACGUUGGUACCAGAACUCAGGGACAUUAAAGGGCAUGGAAUUACUGCUGCAGUCAUCUCCUUGGCCUCCAACAACAGUGGUGAUAUUAUGGUAGAUGGGUGGAAAAGCAGAGAGAUGAUUCAGGAAAGAGGAGGUGUGUGUUCUAGAGAAAAAGAGGGUUCCAAGGGUAAGCCCCAAGUAGCAAUGGCAUCGGUCAUUGUACGACCAGCAACCUCUGUUAGGUAUGAUAAUAAUAGUAUGAAUAAAUCUAAUUCUAUUAUUCAUAAGGAAUUUCCCACAGGAAGGUUGUACCCGUCCAAGCUUUAUGGGGAACUGCCAACGUUUAGAGACAGUGUUGGAGAACUUGGAGUCAGCAGGGUUAUUCAAACGAACUCAAACCUGGAUGACAUAUGUGUCCAGUACAAAAACCCUUCCAUGCAUAGUAUGCAAGGCCCUGCUUAUGCAAACACUACCACUUCUUUGUGCAGGUCUCCUGUUGUGGUCUCAUCAGGUCUUGAACUGCAGAAUGAAACCCCAAAGUCAGGACACCCAACUCGGGAUGAGUUUGCUGCCCAUAAAACUGGGGCUGGAAGCUGGGUGCUUAAACCAGAUCAAGAAAACCACAAGGGUUUUGACCCAAGUUCUACAUCACCAGGGUUGUCUUCACCUUUUACAACUUCAGCAGGAACACCUCUACCCAGUCAUAAUGUCAUCCCAGCACCUAGCUCCAUUUCUGCCUCUGGUCAACCUUAUUCUUCUUUUGUUCAUCCCAAAAAGCACAAAGCUGCUUUAGCUGCAGCCCAGUCUAGAGGCAGCCUCCCUACUCCUCCUGCUUCCUCAACAGCUGGAAACUCCUCCUUAGUUUUGGAUUCAAUGGACAAAACUCCCAGUCAUAGUUCCACCCCUCCACCCUGUGUGAACCAAGCCACAUCAUCUUCAAGUGACAGCAGUAGCAACAGCUCUGCAGUCGGUAGCCCGACACCAGAAAAGACCAGCCCCUUACGAAAUGGUCAGUCUUUGGCAUCUGCUUCCAUUAGCUGUGGGCAGCCCAGUAACUACCACAAGAUGAAGAAGGCCUGGUUAACUCGACAUUCAGAGGAGGACAGGAAUACAUCCACUACAGUUAGCACUUCUAACACUAAAGCAGAAAAACUGCUCACCACCACGACCAGCACAUGUAACACUGCCGCCAUGACCGAUAUGAUCAAACCCUGCACGGUCAAUCUUUGUGCCUCCACUUCAAAUGAGGUGGAGAUGAACAAAGACAUUGGAGGCAAGGGGGACAAAGAGAGGCAGCUGGAGGAGAAGAUAGCAGGGGGAGGUGGAGAGGAGAAGAAAUCAGUUCCAGCUAGGCGGGGGAACAAGCGCUCCUAUGACUCUGGUUCAGAAAGUGGAGGAGAUGAUACUGAUACAAGUGAGAGCAAGAUGGAGGGUCGAGCCAAACGGCAGCCUAAACCAACCUACAAGAAAAAACAGAAUGAUAUGGCCAAGAAGAAGGGGGACAACGAGAAAGAGGAGGAUGAUGUGAAGCCCAACGGGAUCUUUAGAUCAGCCCGAGAGAAGACUAAAAUCAAACUUGCCAGCAGUAAUGGGAUCCCCCGCUCAGUUCUGAAGGACUGGAGGAAAGUGAAGAAGCUGAAGCAGACAGGGGAGUCCUUCCUGCAGGACGACUCCUGCUCAGAAAUUGGACCCACUCUGCAGAAAUGUCGGGAGUGUCGAGUGGUUCGCCGUAAAAAAAGCGAGGAGCCAGCACAUUCUCCUGUCUUCUGUAGAUUCUACUAUUUCAGGAGGCUUUACUACACUAAAAAUGGAGUUAUUCGAAUGGAUGGCUUCUCUUCCCCAGACCAGUUUGACGAUGAGGCCCUGGCCCUGUGGGUCCCAGGUCCUGUGGAGGAGAGCCAGCUGGACCAAACCACAGCCAAGUACAUUCUCACUUUCAUAGGAGAUAAGUUCUGUCAGAUGGUUAUGACUGAAAACACUGCUGCCAGCUGGAUAAAGAAGGAUGGCAAGCUGGCAUGGAAGCGAGCAGUGAGGGGGGUCAGGGAGAUGUGUGACGCAUGUGAAGCAACGCUCUUCAACAUCCACUGGGUCUGCCAGAAAUGUGGCUUUGUUGUCUGCUUGGACUGUUACAAAGCCAAGGAGAAGAGGAGCUCCAAAGAUAAAGAGCUUUACGGAUGGUUGAAGUGUGUUAAAGGACAACCUCACGACCACAAACAUCUCAUGCCAACACAGAUUAUCCCAGGAAAAGUGUUGACAGAGUUGGUGACCUUCAUGCAUUCCCUGAGAGACAAACACAACAUAAAGUCCCACUGCCCCUGCACCAGCAAACAGAGUCUGCUUUCUAAACUACCAGCCACCAACGGAGUCUCACAGGUUCUGCAAAAUGUGCUAAACCACAGCAACAAGCUGUCUCUGAUGAAAGCUGAGCCGGGCUCCCAGCAGAACGCUGGUCACGAAGGAGCCAAAGCAGAAACCAAUGGAAGAGGUGGUGGAGGAAGCAGCCCAGGAAGUGAUGCCGGAAGUAUAGCUGCCACCCCACCAGUGUCCCAGUCCCCUCUUCACUUCCUGGCUGACCUGGCAGAGCAGAAAUCAAGAGAGGAAAAAAAAGAAAACAAAGAAACAAUAGUGCCAGAUAAAUUUGUGAAAGAAGAAAAGGAUGAAGACAGCCUUGAAGUUGUGCAGCAGUGUAAAACCCCCUCACUGAUAACCAACAGUUCUGAGCAGGGCUCCACACUCAGAGAUUUACUGACCACUACAGCAGGGAAGCUCAAGCUGGGUUCUACCGAUGCAGGAAUCGCCUUUGCUCCUGUCUACUCUACUGCUUCACAGACUGACAAAAGUGGGCGAACCAUGCCAAAUAUCCUAGAUGACAUCAUCGCUUCAGUGGUCGAGAAUAAAAUUCCCGCCAGUCGCCAGAACAUCACCACCAAGUUGUCAGUCAGACAGGAUCACAUCAACCCCAGCAACACCAGCAAUCCUUCUCCAGCUAUUAGUGAGGAUGUCAAAUCAGAUAGGAAGAGGCCAGCCCCCCUGUCCACGGUGGUCCCUGAGGACUCAGUCAGUCAGUAUCCAGACAUUCCCCACAGCUGGUUGAACAACAGGCAGUUACUGUGGUUGAAAGAUUACCGGAAUCAAAACAACUGGAAGCUGUUCAGAGACUACUGGAAACAAGGACAGCCUGUUUUGGUGUCAGGGAUCCAUAAACGCCUAAAUUCCACUCUGUGGAAGGCAGAUUCUUUUAACCAAGAGUUUGCAGACCAUCAGGGAGACCUGGUCAACUGUAGAGAGCAGGUGACAUCUAACUCUGGGAUAAAGGAAUUCUGGGAUGGAUUUGAGGACAUUAACAAGCGGCCAAAGUCCAAAGAUGGAGAACCUAUGGUCUACAAACUGAAAGACUGGCCGUCUGGAGAGGAGUUUAUGGCUCUCAUGCCUUCAAGAUACGAUGACUUGAUGAAGAACCUUCCACUGCCAGAAUAUUGUGAUCCAGAAGGAAACCUGAACCUGGCCUCCCACCUGCCGUCUUUUUUUGUCAGGCCAGAUCUUGGACCAAGACUCUGCUGUGCAUAUGGCGUAGCUGCAUGUCAGGAUCAGAACUUUGGGACUGCCAACCUUCACAUGGAAGUCUCAGAUGUAGUCUCCGUCCUGGUUUAUGUUGGAGUGGCCAAAGGGAACGGCGUCCUGUCUAAAACAGGGGUUUUGAAGCGUCUGGAGGAAGAGGAUCUUGAUGAGGGUGUUCGAAAAAGGCUGAAAGACUCCAGUGAAACACCGGGGGCGCUGUGGCACAUCUACCUCAACCAAGACAUGGACAUAGUCAGAGAAUUCCUGCACAAGCUCUACAAGGAGCAGAGCCUGAACCUGCCGUCAGACAAGGAUCCACUCAGAGACCAAGGAUUGUCCUAUCUGAGCAGGAAGCAGCGCCAGAGGCUGCUGGAUGAACACGGAGUCCAAGGCUGGACUGUGGUUCAGUUCCUGGGAGACUCUGUUCUGAUACCUGCAGGGGCCAUGCACCAG
Messenger RNA from Austrofundulus limnaeus, 7946 nucleotides. RefSeq names its product jumonji domain containing 1Cb (gene jmjd1cb). Lineage: Eukaryota; Metazoa; Chordata; Actinopteri; Cyprinodontiformes; Rivulidae. Gene Ontology annotation, molecular function: transcription coregulator activity; histone H3K9 demethylase activity; chromatin DNA binding. Gene Ontology annotation, biological process: regulation of transcription by RNA polymerase II. The record is from RefSeq and is a predicted model, not a curated record. Gene Ontology annotation, cellular component: chromatin; histone deacetylase complex.